Messenger RNA from Theobroma umbraticum, 294 nucleotides. RefSeq lists its product as uncharacterized. The record is from RefSeq and is a predicted model, not a curated record. NCBI's taxonomy places the organism in Eukaryota, Viridiplantae, Streptophyta, Magnoliopsida, Malvales, Malvaceae.
AUGGAGGGUCUGAUUCCUUUUGUUUAUAGGGCCAUCGUCCAAUACAAGAAUGGAAGAGAGGGCGUUUUGGCAACAUGGUUCAGUGAGUCACCCUCAGCUUCAUACAUGAGACUCCCUACUGGAGAUUCUGGCAGGUUUCAGGUGUCUGAUAAACAAGUCUUUCAAUCAGAUUAUGGGGAUUUCUCUGCUUCCUCGCCAUCUUCCAUGGCUACUUCUUCUACUACUAAGAUUAUUUUAUCAACUGGAGUUCAGUCUCCUGUCUGUCGCUUGACUUCCCGCCGCGUCGUUGCAUGA